Molecule: messenger RNA, 1320 nt
Organism: Malassezia pachydermatis
Lineage: Eukaryota; Fungi; Basidiomycota; Malasseziomycetes; Malasseziales; Malasseziaceae
Product: oxidative stress survival svf1-like protein
Exons: 3
Coding region: 1-1320 (439 amino acids)
Biological process (GO): response to oxidative stress
Cellular component (GO): cytoplasm
Source: RefSeq, a predicted model, not a curated record
AUGUCGGGCUGGGGCAGUUGGCUUACUGGCUCCUCGCAGCCAUCUAGUGGUACGCAGACGCCUGCUGGCGGCGAAGCGAUGAAGACCAAUUUUUUCCCUGUUACCGAUGCUUUUGAGCAGACUGCCUUGAAUGGCGAACUUCGGAAAGGCGACCUGAACUGGACAUGCCCAUCGGGUCUAUCGACGGAAACAUCGACUUGGUACGCUAUGCUGGAGGAUGGCUCGUUUUUCCUCAACCAAAUCAUUUAUUCGCCUGUUGGUCUUUUCCAGCCGCAAGUGCAGAUGACAUUCCGUUACUUCCACCCCAAGACCGGUGAGAACAUCUGGAAGUCAAAAAAUGUCGACCAGUUCCAAGUGUUGCCGAACGACAAACGCUCGUGCAAGUCUAGUGCUUUCACUGUCACGAUGAAGGACAACACCGAUGGCUCUCAGCAAUACGACAUCACUGCGACGCUGGACAGCGACGUUCAGCUCAUGUACACGAUGAAGCGUCCUGCUAGUGCCAACGGUUGGAAGCUUGGUUCCGGCGACAAGGGUGGCUUUAGCUACUUUGGGGAGAACCAAGAAGCUCCGAGUGGCUACGUGGUGCACCGUUUCUGGCCGUACACGGAGACGUCCGGCAUGAUUGUUUUGAACGGUCGUGCGCUCGAAACUACAGGUCAGGGAAUGUUUGUCCAGGCCAUUCAGGGUAUGCGUCCCAACCUCGUUGCUUCGCGCUGGAACUUUGCCAACUUCCAGUCGAAGGAAAACGAUGGUACUAGCGUUGUGCUGAUGGAGUUCACAACCAUUCCUGACUAUGGCAAGGUGGAAGGCGAUGGUCCGCGUACGCCACAGACAGUGACCGUGGGCUCGAUCGUGUCCAAGGGCCAGCUUCUCUCUGUGGUCGGCGCGACGCGUGCUGCUAAAGAGGAGACUGUGCCUUCGACGCAUAUCGAUCACGAGGACCUCACUCUGGAUGCUGAAACGGGCUACCGUGUGCCUCAAUUGAUUCAGUACACGGCGGAAGGUCCUGCGCUGGUAGGCGAAAAUGCGCCUUCCAAGGAUGUUACGGUGAAGGCGACUAUGAGCAUCAAACUCGGUGCACCCACGGCGACGGAGGGUCUCAUCGAAAAGGUGGAUGUGCUGGCCGAAAUCCCCUACAUGGUGCGCAAGCUUGUGAACUAUGUGGCGGGUACGAAGCCGUACAUCUACCAAACCAUCAACCCAUCCAAAGUCACUAUUGAAUGGCCUGCCUCUGUAUCCACUGCUAUUGGCGCAUCUGACAACCAAGUGACGCUCGAGGGCACUCUGUUUGAAGAGCACACUUUCAUUAGCGAGUAA